Messenger RNA from Ambispora gerdemannii, 405 nucleotides. The record is from the annotation of a GenBank genome assembly. NCBI's taxonomy places the organism in Eukaryota, Fungi, Glomeromycota, Glomeromycetes, Archaeosporales, Ambisporaceae.
AUGCUGGGAGCCGUGCUCCAAGAUAAGAUUUUAAGCGAAGCCAGUCGCGAACAGUUUAAAAAUGUCGCAGCGGAAAUUGACCGCUUACAACUCGAAUACCAACCAAAAAGCGAAGGAAACAGUUGGCGAAUAUUCUUUAAAAAUGAACUCUGCCCCAAUUAUAUCAGCGGUCAACGGCAAGCCCGUUAUCAAAUCCAAGUCGGGAAAAUUUACCAGUUCACCACCACAGAGGGAAAACAUACCCAAAUAAUCACCGUCAAGGAAAUUAUCAGCAAAAAUACGUCAGAAAAUAACCGCGUAAUAGAAAAUAAAGGAGACAGAAAAAGUGAACAAAAACCAAAAGGAAUUAUCAAAGAAAACCGACCAAAUAACCAAGACGAAGUCCCUGCCGUGCUGAAAUGCUGA